AUGACCUUUUGCGACGCUUAUGCUCGAUGGCCGGAGACGCUAUUGGUAAGACCGCAGCCAGUGCAACCUAUCGGCAGCUCGCCAGGUCGAACAGCGGCCGUACUGACCCAGCAAUCCAACCAGCUGUCUAGCACCAAUGACAACGCACUGGUAACGUCAACGGGUCGGAAGUACCCGCGGCAGGCGAACAGCAUCGCACCCCGUUAUGAUCACACUCACAUCGAAACCAUCGAUGUAACGUGUGACCAGAAGAAUGGAAUGUUCGUGACGAUCGAAUUCGAACAAGACUUCCAGGGGGUCAUCUAUAGCCAGGGAUACUAUAACGAUCCGAGUUGUCGAUAUGUUUCGGCAGGCAAGGGUGGACGGUCAUUUUCGUUCACUGUGCCAUUUAGCGGCUGCGGCAGCAAACCGUCCUGCUCCGUUUGCUCGUCGGUAGACAAUGUCCUAGUGAUACAAACCGAUGAAGAUGUUCAGGAAGCAUGGGAUACGGCGCGUCGUAUCUCCUGCAGUCAGAUCGAGCAGCAGCAGAAUACCAUUUUCUUCAAACCGUUUGUGGUUGACAUGCUGGAGGUGGUUAAUGUUCCAACUGCAACGGGUGGUGUUGAGUGUUGGAUGGAUAUUCAGCGUGGUUCUUAUCCGAAUGUGUCACCUAUACCGAGCAUUAUCAAAAUAGGUGAAGCUCUUAGCGUGUUAGUGUAUUUAAGGGAUCCCAAAGGAAGCUACGAUGUCACCGUCAAGGAUUGCUAUGCUUAUGAUAGCCCGGAUUAUGAUGCAAGUGGUACAAGAAGACUGCAGCUUUCGGAUAAGAAUGGAUGCUCCCGAAAAAAAAAGUUGUUUGGGCUGUGGGAGAAAACAACACAAACCGGAAACACAGGAGCGACUUUGAUUUUGCACAACAACAUAAAAGCAUUUAAGUUCCCAGAUAAAAUGCAGGUCUUCUUAAAGUGCGACAUUGAAAUAUGCCGGGGAGGUUGUGGGCCACCAGUAUGUAACAUUGAAGAGUUGGCUAAAGCUAUUGAUACAACUACUACUACUACGCGUAGACCAGCACCGCUCACUACGGUUGCACCUCGCAGAGGAACUCGGCCACCACAGACUGUUCCCACAUCAUUCCCCACACGUGGCCGACGACCGGUUUCCACCAUUCAGCCUACCGCUUUCGAAACAGAACAAACCUACACGACACGAGCUCCGCAACAACGCACACGUCCAACACGUCCAGCUACAACUGUUGCCCCGUAUCGGCCUUCUACAACAACUGCACAGUAUCGGCCUUCCACAACAACUGCUGCACGUCGAAGGAGUCGCCCAACCGUUUCAACUACCACUGAGUUUGUUUGUACUCCUGGGUCCACUGAUGAUCGGUGCAAUAUUAUUGUGGUACCCGACGAGCCGGAUUGCUCCCGAAGAUCUCGAGAUCCUCGGUGUCGACAACGGCCAACGCCUGCUCCAGUCACCACUCCUGCUCCUCUACGCUGCUUCCCAGGCUCAAGAGAUCCUCGAUGCCCUACUGUAGCAGCGGAAACUACUCCAGCACCACCUCGUUGUUUCCCUGGCUCAAGCGAUCCACGCUGCCCACAAGUACCAGUAACAACGCCAGCUCCGCUACGCUGCUUCCCAGGCUCAACAGAUCCUCGAUGCCCUACUGCAGCGCCGGAAACUACUCCAGCACCACCUCGUUGUUUCCCGGGUUCAAGCGAUCCACGCUGCCCACAAGUACCAGAGACAACGGCAGCUCCACUACGUUGCUUCCCCGGUUCAACCGAUCCCAGAUGUCCUACUACAUCCCGACCAACAAGUAGACCAACGGGACGCGGAACUCGUCCCACCGGCAGAGGAACCAGGCCCCCACGGCCAACCACGGAAGCACCUAAAUAUCUUCCACCGGUUGAGAAUCAAAGAACAACAUCACCAAGCUGUUAUCCUGGAUCAAGCGAUCCUCGGUGUCCUCAACCAACUUCUACAACUCAAAGAACAGUUGUUGAAAUUACAACUACGCCUCCGUGUUUCCCAGGGUCAAAUGAUCCGAGAUGUCGAACUCCAGUUCUUCGUUGCUCUCCGGGUUCUACCGAUCCACGUUGUCCCGGAUCUUCUAGACCACCAACUAGAGCUCCCGUGCCAUCCACAUCGGCCGCACCUCGAUGUUAUCCUGGAUCUCCCGAUCCACGAUGUCCUGCCCCAACAACUCCUGCACCGCCUAAAUGCUUCCCGGGUAGCACAGAUCCCCGAUGCCCACAAACCACCACACAACGUCCAGUUCCGUCUACUACUGCUGCUCCUCGGUGCUUCCCAGGAUCAACAGAUCCUCGUUGUCCUACCACGCCUAGACCUACUACGCCUGCAUUACGAUGCUAUCCAGGAUCACCCGACCCAAGAUGUCCCCAAGCUACGACAGCACCACCAACUUAUCUUCCACCUACCACUACUCCUCGCCCAGCGCCAACAACAACGGCUGCUCCUCAAUGUUAUCCAGGAUCUCCCGAUCCACGUUGUCCAUCGCUACCGCCAACGACAGCUGCUCCAAACUGUUACCCAGGAUCUCCCGAUCCACGUUGCCCAUCUCUGCCACCAACAACUGCUGCUCCACGAUGCUAUCCAGGCUCAACUGAUCCAAGAUGCCCUCAAACAACACCUCGUCCUACUUCGGCGCCGGCACCUCGUUGUUUUCCAGGAAGUACUGAUCCAAGAUGCCCUCAGAGCACUACCUCCAGGCCCACACAACCGACAACGUCUGCCCCCAGGUGUUACCCAGGUUCGACAGAUCCUCGUUGUCCACAAACAUCGCCUGCUCCAACAACUCCUGCACCACCUAGAUGCUUCCCGGGUAGCACAGACCGUCGAUGUCCACAAACCACCACACAACGUCCAGUUCCGUCUACUACUGCUGCUCCUCGGUGCUUCCCAGGAUCAACAGAUCCCCGUUGUCCUACAACGGCUAGGCCGACUACACCUGCAUUACGAUGUUAUCCAGGAUCAACCGACCCAAGAUGUCCCCAAGCUACGACGGCACCACCUACUUAUCUUCCACCUACUACUACGCCUCGCCCAGCACCAACAACAACGGCUGCUCCUCAAUGUUAUCCAGGAUCUCCCGACCCGCGUUGUCCAUCGCUGCCACCAACGACAGCUGCUCCACGAUGCUAUCCAGGAUCAACAGAUGAAGCACUGAUCCAAGAUGUCCUCAAACUCCGAGACCCACUCAACCAACAACAUCUGCUCCUAGGUGCUUCCCAGGUUCGACGGAUCCUCGGUGUCCCGCGCCGCCAACGACAGCUGCUCCACGAUGCUUUCCUGGCUCAACAGACCCUCGAUGCCCUCAGCCUACUACUCCUCGAUGUUUCCCAGGCAGUAGAGAUCCCAGUUGUCCACAACCACCUACAACGCGACCGCCCCCACCUACAACCGCUGCCCCAAGAUGUUAUCCGGGAUCAACUGAUUCGAGGUGCCCAACGACGCCGCGACCAACCCCACCUACGAUACCAGCUCUCCGUUGUUAUCCAGGUUCAUCUGAUCUUAGAUGUCCACAGACAACAGGUGCUCCAACAUAUCUACCACCAACCACACAACCGACAGCACCGCCAGCACCUAGAUGUGUACCAGCUAGGUUCAACCGAUCCUCGAUGCCCGGCGAUACCAACGACCACUGCAGGACCCCGAUGCUAUCCGGGUUCUACUGACCCUCGUUGUCCGCAGACUACUACACGUCCAACGGCUCCUCCUCAGCCGCGUUGUUAUCCGGGAAGUACAGAUCCUAGGUGCCCACAAACUACCACUCCUCGGCCAGUGCCAACAACCACAGCGGGUCCGAAUUGUUAUCCAGGAUCAACUGAUCCUAGGUGCCCCACAACUCCACGACCUUCACCAACAACAACGGCGGGACCAAGAUGUUAUCCAGGUUCGACUGAUCCAAGAUGCCCCACAACACCACGACCUGCACCAACAACUACGGCGGGACCAAGAUGUUAUCCAGGAUCGACUGAUCCAAGGUGUCCCACAACUCCACGACCUGCACCAACAACAACGGCGGGACCAAGAUGUUAUCCAGGAUCGACUGAUCCAAGGUGUCCCACAACUCCACGACCUGCACCAACAACAACGGCGGGACCAAGAUGUUAUCCAGGAUCGACUGAUCCAAGGUGUCCCACAACUCCACGACCGGCACCAACAACCACAUCGGCACCCAAAUGCUAUCCAGGAUCGACUGAUCCAAGGUGUCCCACAACUCCACGACCUGCACCAACAACAACGGCGGGACCAAGAUGUUAUCCAGGAUCGACUGAUCCAAGGUGUCCCACAACUCCACGACCUGCACCAACAACCACAUCGGCACCCAAAUGCUAUCCAGGAUCAUCGGAUCCACGUUGUCCUACAUCGCCAAGACCUGUUCCAACCACUACACCUGCGUUGCGUUGCUACCCUGGUUCCCCCGAUCCUCGGUGUCCAACCACGCCUCGGCCGGCUCCAACUACAACCGCAGCUCCAAAAUGCUAUCCUGGAUCAACCGAUCCGCGUUGUCCAACUACUCCGCGACCAACACCUCCGCCCACUCCGGCCCUUCGGUGUUUCCCAGGUUCAACAGAUGCUCGCUGUCCAACCACACCAAGGCCCACGCCAACUACGACUUCCGCGCCAAAAUGCUAUCCUGGAUCGACAGAUCCUCGCUGCCCAACCACACCACGGCCAGUUCAAACUACCCCUGCUCUGCGGUGCUAUCCUGGAUCAACAGAUGCCCGAUGUCCGACCACUCCACGACCAUCCACUCAGCCCCCAACAUAUCUUCCACCCGAACCACAAACCAAAGCUGUUCCAAAGUGCUAUCCAGGCUCUACUGAUCCUAGCUGUUUUGUGCAAACCACUGCAAAACCAAAUUGCUAUCCAGGCAGCACUGAUCCCAGAUGUCCUCGGCCUGUAACCACUACACCUCGACCAAUUCCAAGCACAACUGCUGCACCAAAAUGCUAUCCAGGCUCAUCUGAUCCGAGAUGCCCAACAACUCCAAGACCUGCACCGACGACACCUGCUGCUCCAAACUGCUACCCUGGUUCACAGGAUCCGCGAUGCCCACGUCCAGUAUCUACUACCCCAGCUUUACGGUGUUUCCCAGGUUCUACGGAUCCCAGAUGCCCAACUACACCUCGACCAGUACCAACGACACCGGCCGCUCCGAAGUGCUACCCAGGUUCCAACGAUCCGCGUUGUCCAACUACACCUCGACCAGUACCAACGACAACGGCCGCUCCGAACUGCUACCCAGGUUCCAAUGAUCCGCGUUGUCCACGACCGGUUUCAACCACACCAGCACUGCGUUGUUAUCCAGGAUCAACAGAUCCACGGUGUCCAACGACUCCUCGUCCAGUAAUUACAACACCUCGUCCGGCACCUACAACUACUCCUGCACCUCGCUGCUAUCCAGGAUCUACCGAUCCACGAUGCCCAGCUCCUCCAACGACUCCUGCACUAAAAUGUUAUCCAGGAUCGACUGAUCCACGUUGUCCAACCACUCCUCGCCCAACGACGACUACUCGUAAAGCUUGCUAUCCAGGUUCUCCGGAUCCAUCCUGUCCAAGAGCAUUCUACACAACCACACCGUCAUCCUGUUAUCCAGGUUCACUCGAUCCGAACUGCCCGCAACCGUACAGACCUAGUAGCACCAACCCACCAGCUACCUAUUUACCACCGCUACCAGCUGGACUACGGCUGGUUCGACAUUUGAGCGAGGAUACUCUGAGUGAAAUCAACGCUCUAGCUGAACAAGCGGAACCGGUACCGGUAGAGGAAAUUUCUAUCGAGGAAGACCAAAAUGCAGUACUUGAACGUAGAAAGCGCGACCUAUCGGAAAGUACCAAGGAAAUCAUCUCGAUUACACUCAGCGUCAAAGGGUUCCAGUUCGCGCCGCUGAACUGA
This is a messenger RNA of Sabethes cyaneus, 5904 nucleotides long. RefSeq lists its product as uncharacterized. The coding region runs from base 1 to 5904 and encodes 1967 amino acids. NCBI's taxonomy places the organism in Eukaryota, Metazoa, Arthropoda, Insecta, Diptera, Culicidae. The record is from RefSeq and is a predicted model, not a curated record. The transcript is spliced from 9 exons.